AUGGAACAUUUCUGCCAAUGGAGUGGAGUUACUUGUGGUAAAAAGCAUCAGCAAAGAGUUGUGGAUUUGAGCUUGGAAGGACACAGCUUAGUAGGUUCCUCGAGUCCUUCAAUAGCCAAUCUUACCUUUCUCCGAUCAAUCAACCUCGCCAACAAUAAGUUUCAUGGCUCGAUUCCUCGAGAGGUUGGUGGGUUGUUUCGUCUACAAUAUCUCAAUUUAACAGACAAUGCUUUUAGUGGGGAAAUUCCAACCAAUAUCACAAACUGUAAAGAACUAGUACUAGUCUAUUUGAGUGGGAAUAAGCUCGUCGGACAGAUUCCGGUCCAGCUUGGUGAGCUCUCAGGGCUCAACUUUUUGUAUCUUCAUGAGAAUAACUUAACUGGAGCCAUUCCAAACUCUCUAGGGAACCUUUCAUCCCUACAAGCACUUACACUUACGGAUAAUAAUCUAGACGGUGAAGUUCCGUCAGAACUUGGUAGGCUUGAGGAGUUGUAUAUCCUUUACUUAUCUGAGAAUGAAUUGUCUGGGGAUAUGCCUCUGACGAUUUACAACAUUUCCUCCUUGGAGUACUUCUAUUUCGCAUUCAACAAAAUCAGUGGAAGAAUUCCAUCAGACUUAGGCUUCACUCUUCCUCGAAUCCGAAGGUUUGGUGGUUCAGGAAAUCAGCUUAUUGGACUAAUCCCGUUUUCAUUAACGAAUGCUUCACUAAUUGAAGCAAUUGAUUUAGCUGACAACAAGCUUGCUGGAGUAGUACCGCCUUCUCUGGGAAGCUUACCUCGACUUACCUGGCUUAAUUUAGGGGACAACAAGCUCACUAACGAAGGCGGGAUCAAGUUGAACUUCUUUUCUUACCUGGCUUAA
Papaver somniferum (opium poppy) is the source of this 861-nucleotide messenger RNA. RefSeq names its product LRR receptor-like serine/threonine-protein kinase EFR. NCBI's taxonomy places the organism in Eukaryota, Viridiplantae, Streptophyta, Magnoliopsida, Ranunculales, Papaveraceae. The coding region runs from base 1 to 861 and encodes 286 amino acids. The transcript has a single exon. The record is from RefSeq and is a predicted model, not a curated record. Gene Ontology annotation, molecular function: protein binding.